AUCGCUCGCUCACACGCAUCUGACAGGGCGACAAGUUUUCAAUUCACAAGUAAAAAAGUAUUAAAAUUUAGUUACGUAAAACUCCCUCGAUAAUUGGCAGUGACCAUAAAGACAGGGUCCUACGGUAACGAAUGCAUGAAACUUCAGCAGAACUAUAAGAGUCCAUGAAUGAUGAUUUCGUUUGCAUUGAGAACAACAUCAACUGGGCGUGCACGUGCACGUGCAUCACCAAACGGGAAGCACCGACACUCCACAGUCACAGCAUGGACCAAAACCGCGAACCUCAAAAGCAUGUUCGGCAAAUACGUGGACAGAACCAGCGUCUCUAGUUGGAACUCCGUCAUCGCCGACCUCGCCCGAAGCGGCGAUUCCAUGGAAGCUCUCAGCGCCUUCUCGUGCAUGCGCAAGCUCUCUCUGCAUCCCAACCGUUCCACAUUCCCUUGCGCCAUCAAGUCAUGCUCUGCACUCUUUGACCUUCGCUCUGGCAAACAAACCCACCAACAAGCCUUCGUCUUUGGCUUCGCUUCCGACCUAUUCGUUUCCUCUGCGUUGAUCGAUAUGUACUCUAAGUGUGGUCAUUUGACAGAUGCACGUGCACUGUUCGACGAAAUUUCCAACCGAAAUGUGGUGUCUUGGACAUCCAUGAUUGCUGGCUAUGUUCAAAAUGAUCGUGCCCGGGAUGCAAUUUACCUCUUUAAGGAGUUGCUGGUUGAGGAGAGUGGGGAUUUUGGGUCUGAGGAAGAGGUUCUGGUUGAUGCCGUUCUCGUGGGUUCGGUUGUUUCGGCGUGUUCUCGAGUUGGUUUGAAGAGUGUGACUGAAGGGAUUCAUGGUUUUGUGAUCAAGAGGGGGUUUGAGGGGUGUGUGGGGGUUGGGAACACUUUGAUGGAUGCUUAUGCUAGGUGUGGGGAGAUGAGUGUGUCUAGGAAAGUGUUUGAUGGGAUGGAUGUGAAUGAUGCUUAUACUUGGAACUCUAUGAUUGGUGAAUAUGCGCAGAAUGGAUUUUCGGCAGAGGCCCUUUGUGUUUUUGAUGAUAUGGUGAAGAAUGGCGAGGUCAGAUAUAAUGCCGUGACAUUAUCUGCAGUGCUGUUAGCCUGCUCAAAUUUAGGGGCUCUGCAGCUAGGGAAGUGUGUACAUGACCAGGUUAUAAAGAUGGAUUUGGAGGAUAAUGUGUUUAUAGGUACUUCUAUUGUUGAUAUGUACUGCAAAUGUGGGAGAGUUGAGAUGGCAAGGAAGGCAUUUGAUCGCAUGAAAGAGAAGAAUGUUAAGUCAUGGACUGCCAUGAUUGCUGGUUAUGGCAUGCAUGGCCAUGCAAAAGAGGCUAUGGAAGUCUUCUAUAAGAUGAUAAGGUCUGGGGUCAAGCCAAAUUACAUUACUUUUGUGUCAGUUUUAGCUGCUUGCAGCCAUGCUGGUAUGUUUAAAGAAGGCUGGCAUUGGUUUAAUAGAAUGAAAUGUGAAUUUAAUGUUGAACCUGGGAUUGAGCAUUAUUCAUGCAUUGUUGACCUCCUUGGCCGUGCUGGCUAUCUUAAUGAGGCUUAUGAUUUGAUCCAGGAAAUGAAAGUGAGACCAGAUUUUAUAAUCUGGGCUUCCCUUCUUGGGGCUUGUAGGAUUCACAAGAAUGUGGAACUAGGGGAGAUCUCUGCAAGAAAACUAUUUGAGUUAGAUCCAAGUAAUUGUGGGUUCUAUGUGCAGCUUGCCAAUAUUUAUGCUGAUGCUGGAAGGUGGGACGAUGUUGAGAGAAUGAGGAUAUUGAUGAAGAGUCAUGGAUUGCUUAAAACCCCAGGAUUUAGUAUAGUUUAACUCAAAGGUAGGAUCCAUAUAUUUUUCAUUGGGGACAAGGGCAUUCUCAACAUGAGAAGAUUUAUGAGUAUUUGGAAAAAUUAAAUGUCAAGCUGCUAAUUUGGCUAUAUGCCAAAUGUUGCAUUGGUGCUUCAUGAUGUUGACGAGGAAGAGAAAGGAAUGGUUCCAGGAGUUCACAGUGAGAAACUAGCUGUUGCUUUUGGAAUCAUGAAUUCAGUUUCAGUAUCAAUAAUCCAGGUCAUAAAAAAUCUCUGAAUUUGCAGUGAUCGCCACAUUUCAAGGAUGGGUUGUAUUCGUGAGGGGACUAAUGGUGCAGGCGCAGCAAUUGAAUUAAGAGUCAGAAUCUAUGGUGUAGGGUGUACAUUAUUUCAUCAAGACCUGACAUGCCUGUAACUAUUAUUAAGGUCUCUGAAAAUGCAUAAUAUCUAUCUUGAUUUAAUUUGUUUUAGAAAGAAUGGUGGAUCAAUCAGCUCCAGUUUAUAAAGAAAAAAUUUCAGUUGGUCUUUUAGAUGGCUUAUUCAGUUAUUCCCAGCUUGAAACUACAAUGUUAUAGUACUACAAUGAGAGCACUUUAGGACUAUGUGCAGAUAGCAUACAGUAACUGUUUUGAAUUAAAGUGUAUCAUAAAUCCUCAAGAACGUGUAAAAUUGUGCCUAUAAUGGUGUCAGUAGUCCAAGUGCUCAUUUGCUUACUGAAGAACAAAGUAUGUCAUAGCAAAGUUAUUAUAGAAUUUUUUGUCAGAGUUUGUUGCUUGUGUAGAAUACAUGAUUGUGAGGACAUAAAGUCUACAAAAUAUCAUGGAGAGCAACCUCUAAAGAGCUUGCCAAUGGAUCUUCCUCCUGGGCUUGAUAUCUGUGGUUGAUCACGUUCUGAAUCAGCAUUUGAGUGCCUUAAAGAAAUCUGGAGUGCCUUGUUCUCACACUUCAGAGCUUCCACCUCUAACUGAAGCCUUCUUAUGGUUUCUCUCUUUUCAUCAUUUCUUUGGGCCAACUUGACCAACUGUUGCAGAUUAUCCUCUGUAAGUUUUGUAAUUUGAUACUUCAGCAUUGACCACAUAUUGUCAAAUUUGAAAUUGGUCAUUGAUGGAUCUUCAAUUCUCUGAUUUAAUUCCAAAUCCUCAAUCUUCAUAAACACAUUUUCAUUAGUGGAAAAUUCUGUCAGUCUGUCUUCCAUUUGAGUGUCUCUGCAUUCAAGUUCUUGUUUAAGUUUCAUGUUGUAUGGGUCAGCUGACAACAAUCCAUGGCAUUCCUCUUCUUGCUUGUUUAAUCGCUCAAAAUCCAGGUUAGUACCAUCAACUUUGAUAUCAGAACGCUCUGAGGGAGAUUUUGGAUGGUAGUUACUGACCUCAAGUUUUUUAUCCUCUAAGUUACCUGUUGCUCUCUUAUUGCAGAUAGCACAUAUGGUUUUUGAUGUACUAGAUGAUAAGGUUCCUGAGUGAAAGGUAUCAUGAGAUGUUUUGGACUUCAGUUGGCUAUAUGAUAUGGCUAAAACAGGGUAAGAUUGGCCAAAUUCUUCAAGCAUCUGUAUGAGAUGUUCUCUCCAUUUGCAAUGCACAUGUUCUUGGAUUGGAGAAUUUACACCAUGUAAAAUGAUCAUCAUUGCAUCCAAUUUCUCAUCCAAAUCUAAAAUCAAUCAAAUCAUAGGAGUUUGUGAGUGAAAACUGCAAUAUAACCGGUCAAAGACCCUGUGAAGAUUCCAAGAAUGUGUUUACACUCAGGAACUCCUAUAAAUAACAGAAAUCCCAGACUUAAACCCAGAAAUUUGGAUCAGAGGGGUCUCCCUAUGAAGACGGCUAAGGUGUUUUAAGGGGCCAAAAAUGCCUAAUUAGUAAUUAGGAAACCUUAUUAACCGAUAUAACAUUACUUAAUGUACUGUUAGUGUGUUUUUUACUCUGACGCCACUGCCUUUUUACUCGACCUUUGGUUAUAAUACUGCUUAAGUGCUUAUUAAUAUAUCUUGUACAACAUAUACAUUGAAUGUAAUGGCUAUAUGACUGCU
This is a messenger RNA of Abrus precatorius (Indian licorice), 3795 nucleotides long. RefSeq names its product pentatricopeptide repeat-containing protein At3g26782, mitochondrial. Gene Ontology annotation, biological process: RNA modification. Gene Ontology annotation, molecular function: RNA binding; protein binding. The transcript has 2 exons. Gene Ontology annotation, cellular component: intracellular membrane-bounded organelle. Bases 169 to 1797 code for a protein of 542 amino acids. The record is from RefSeq and is a predicted model, not a curated record. NCBI's taxonomy places the organism in Eukaryota, Viridiplantae, Streptophyta, Magnoliopsida, Fabales, Fabaceae.